AUGGCCAAGCGUAGACAAAAGACUAGGACACAUGCCAGACCCGAUCCAGAGGCCGUCAAAAAGAUUCCAAAAUCGAUGGUUAUUCGGGUGGGUCAGACGUCGAUGGGCAAUCAUUCCUUAAAUCAAUUGGUCAAGGAUUUCCGUCAGAUCAUGCAGCCUCACACUGCGAUCAAACUGAAGGAGCGUAAAUCGAAUAAACUGAAGGAUUUUGUGGUUAUGUGCGGCCCGCUGGGCGUCUCGCACCUGUUUAUGUUUACACAAAGUGAGAAAACCGGUAACGUCUCCCUCAAGAUGGCAAGAACUCCGCAUGGGCCCACUAUCACGUACCAAGUUCUGGACUACUCACUUGGGCGGGAUAUCAAGCGGUUUAUGAAGCGGCCCCAAUCGCUAGCGAAGGAAGAUGCUAUGAACCCUCCAUUGCUUGUCUUGAACGGAUUUGGUGCCAAAGCUAGUACUCCCGAGAACGGCAAAGAGUCUAAAGACAAGGAGUUUGCUAGCAGUGCAGCAGAGCGUGCUAAUGUGGAGAAGGUGGUUAUUUCCAUGUUCCAGAACAUCUUUCCGCCGCUAAACCCCGCGCGCACUCAACUAGGGGCUAUCAGCAGGGUUUUCAUGAUCAACAAAGACCCUAACACCGACGAGAUCAGCAUGCGUCACUAUGCUAUUGACAUUCGCGAAGUAGACAUCUCCAGAAAUUUGAAACGUCUAUACCGGGCGAAAAACAAGCUUAAUAAGUCUGUUCCGAAUCUUCACAAGAAAGAUGACGUUGCAUCGUUGAUUUUGGAUCAUGACAUUGGAGCGUAUACUUCAGAAAGUGAAAUAGAGGAUGACUCUAUUGUCAGAGUAAUGGAAAAGAAUCAAAAACCAGUCAAGACAAGUGUUAAAUCGUCGUCCGAUGGUACAGAAGAAAAAGCCGAGCCUGUUGAAACAUCAGCUCCUCGGAAGAAGGCCAUCAAAUUGACAGAAGUUGGCCCAAGGCUGACUCUCAAACUCGUAAAGAUUGAAGAAGGAAUUUGUGCCGGUAAAGUCUUACACCACAACUAUGUCAAUAAGACAGAUACGGAAAUUAAAGCUUUGGAAAAGAGACACGCACAACGCAUGAGAAUAAAGGAAGAAAGAAGAAGGGAACAAGAGGCUAAUUUAGCUAAGAAGAAGGAGGUCAAAGAUGCUAAGAAACAACGUAAAUUGGAGAGAAGAAAACUCAGGGAACAGCAGGAACAAGAAAUCGCAGAAGGCAAGGAACCCUCCAAGGAAGUUGAAAGUGAUCCUGAGUCAUCCACCAGUGAUGAAGAUGGCUAUAGCGAUGUUCCAGAAGACCUUGAUAGUGACCUAUACAGUGACGUAGAGAUGGAUUAG
Messenger RNA from Lachancea dasiensis, 1353 nucleotides. The record is from the annotation of a GenBank genome assembly. NCBI's taxonomy places the organism in Eukaryota, Fungi, Ascomycota, Saccharomycetes, Saccharomycetales, Saccharomycetaceae.